AUGGGUUGGACAUUUUCAAGGCGAAAAUGGAUUAUCGAUUUUAAUCCAUUAAAUGAACAAUUAAUUUUCAAAAGCAUCAUUUUAGAAAAACCAAAAGAUACCAAUGAUCCCUGGAAUAAAAAGGAUUUGGACUGUUUAUCAAGUCUUGUCAUUCAAAAUCAAAGUAAAUCACCAAAUAGUAAUGCAGGAUCUCAAUAG
Molecule: messenger RNA, 198 nt
Organism: Dictyostelium discoideum AX4
Lineage: Eukaryota; Evosea; Eumycetozoa; Dictyosteliales; Dictyosteliaceae
Exons: 1
Coding region: 1-198 (65 amino acids)
Source: RefSeq, a predicted model, not a curated record